ACAUCCCUUGUAGUUCACUCUUCUAUCGCUUGCUGCACAGCAUCCAGCAUCUCUAGCUCGCGGCGUCAUGGAUGCAAGACAUAGCUGGCUCUCCGUUCUACCGCUGCUCUUGCUGAGCUCGUGCAGCCUCUACGCCCACUCCCACGGCUGCACUGCACCAGAGUUCGUGAAGGGACCAGAGAAUGUAGAGGUCAACGAUGGAGAGAGCGUCAGUUUCUUCUGCGUCCUCACCGAGCAACCUAUCGACGAAUGGUUCAUCAACGAAUCUUAUCCUUUCAGCACUAAUCAUCCUGACGACAGCUAUGUCUCGUGGAGCGACUGCACUUCUGGGCUGUGUGGAGGGACCCUGUUCAUAAAGGAAGUUGAUAUGAGUUUCAAUGGUAGCACCAUAGCAUGUCAUGUGGCCCACAACUGUGAGGGCCAGAACGUGUCAAUGAGCCAGCCUGCUCUGAUUAUCGUGAGGGAACUGAGUCGUGUUGAAUCUGCAGAGGCACCAUCCACUCUCCCACCUUCCCCGAGCUCAUCGUUACUCUCCCCAUCUCCCUCUCUGUCUCCCCCCUCUUCACCUCCACCCAGCAGAAAGCCUCCGAUCAAUAUCGACGACAAAUCGUCAGAGACUGACAAGACCACAGUGCGGGUGACGGAGAGACUGGUGCAGCGAGUCCCGCUGAUGGCUGCUGCAGCCGGCGUCUGUUUUGUGGUGGGCUGUGUGUUUGGAACAAUGUGUGCAGUCACCAUUUCCCGAGGGACCAGUCGAUGUCGCCGCAAACGCAAGCACAAGAGAAGGAGGAGGUCAGACAUUCAGAUAUCCUUGCCGGUUCAGCCUGAGCCUGAGCCAAACUACGCUGAACUCACUCCCGUUCGCACGACUCCUGCAUCCAGCAGUGCCUCAAGAACAUUGAGUGACAACAGCUCCGGAGCUCCUACCAGCAGAAAUACUAACAGCACUGGGAUUGCAGUAAACAACAACACCAGAAGUGCAGCAAACAACAUCAGGAUAACAACAAACAACAAUAACACAACAAGUGCAGCAAGCAGCAACACCACAAGUGGAGUAAACGACAGCACUACAAGUGGUCCCAGUCUAAGUGGACAGGAGGAGAGAAGAGAGAAUGAAUACACUGAGCUUGGUAUGCCCGCCACUCCCCAGUUCCAAAGACCAUCCCGGGCCAGUGCAAGAGCAGCCAGUUCAUCUGGAGCUAGUUCCAGAGACAGUGGAGCUGCCUACUGCGAAGACCUGUCAGGUCCACCCCUGCCUCCCAGAGGGGACCUCCAGGAGCAGUGUCACACCUGCAUCGAGGUGGACCUGGAUGAGCUGGAGAGAGCAGUCCUCCAGCAAAAAUAGACCUACUUUCUCACAAGACCGUCUGUCUAGACAGGAACUCUUACCUUUCACCAUUCAACUGACAUUUACUCCACUUCACCUCCACAAUUGACCAGAUAUUUACUCACUAAACCUCAGGAUAUGAGCUCCGAAACAGCUCUAAUCCCACAACCUGUUUGAUAUCAUGUGCGGCUUCUGGCCAGGAGAUUCCUAACACACACACGCUAAUUGGGCACUCU
Molecule: messenger RNA, 1563 nt
Organism: Geodia barretti
Lineage: Eukaryota; Metazoa; Porifera; Demospongiae; Tetractinellida; Geodiidae
Source: the annotation of a GenBank genome assembly